This is a messenger RNA of Zophobas morio, 1131 nucleotides long. Its product is annotated as golgin subfamily A member 6-like protein 7. Lineage: Eukaryota; Metazoa; Arthropoda; Insecta; Coleoptera; Tenebrionidae. The record is from RefSeq and is a predicted model, not a curated record. The coding region runs from base 1 to 1131 and encodes 376 amino acids. The transcript is spliced from 7 exons.
AUGGCCUGUCCAAGAGUGAAGGAAGUCAAAGACAAAGAGGUAAUGAGUAGUAAAGGGACAGAAAGAAAGAAAAGGGAUAGAGAAGUAGAGUCGCCGAAAGAGAACGAGCAGGUCUUCCAAAGAAACAAAAUAACAGUAAGAUCACCUCUGCAAUCGAGAGAGAAGGAAAAUCAAGGAGAUAUAGAGAUGGAGGAGGUCAAGAAGAUGAUCAGCGAACUUGCGACACAAAUCAGAGAUGAUAUGAGAGAAAAGGAAUUAAAGCAAGCAAGAGAUCAACUACAGGAGCAAAAUCAAGAAAUUAGAGAUAAGCAUAAAGAAUGGAAGAGAGCUAAGGAAGAAAUAGGAAAGAGAGUGGGUGAAGUAGAAAGUCAACUAGAUCGAAUGGAGAGAGAAAAGAGAAGAAAUAAAGUAGUGAUGAUGGGAUUGGAAAUAGAAACAGGAGAGCAGAAGCAGAUAAUUGGAAAGGUGACAAAAUUUUUAGAAGAGAAAGUCAAAGUAGAGUGUAAAGUUAGAAACGCGUACAAAAUUGCAGAGAAAGUUUAUGUAGUGGAAUUCGAAAACAGAGAAGAAAAAAUAAAUAGAAGGAAGAAAACGAGGAAAAAGGAAAGCAAACAAGGCAAAGGGAAAGGAAAAGGAAUAAAGGAUGCAGAUAGAGAAAUCGGAAAAAGGGAAGCUGGUACAAAAUUAGGAGAAAAAGGGGUGAAGGGAAUUCAAAGAUACAGAAGUAGACUAGAAAAAAAGAAAUUCGAAGUAAAAGAAGAUAUAGAAGCUAUGAUGGUGGAACUGAGCAACCUAAUUGUAGAAGCUACGGAAAAAAAGAAAGAUAUACAUAUGGCAAGGGAGGAAUAUUGGAUGGAACGGAGACGUAGUGAGUUGAAGGGAAACGCAAGGGAAAAAUUAAGAAAAUGGAAGAAUAACAAGGGAAGGAAAGAAGAAGAGGGAGAAACAAUAGAGCAUAUGCUGGAAGGAUGUGGAGGAUUGAGACAAUCGGAGGAAAGUAGGGAAGAAGUGCUAAACGAGGAUGGAAGAGGACUGGACUGGAUGAAAGAAGAUUUGCAAAACAAAGAUAAAUGUUUAUACACCGAUACCGAUAGUAAGCUAAUAUUUUGUGGAAGCGGCACAACUGCAUGA